Molecule: messenger RNA, 1786 nt
Organism: Argiope bruennichi
Lineage: Eukaryota; Metazoa; Arthropoda; Arachnida; Araneae; Araneidae
Product: IQ and ubiquitin-like domain-containing protein
Exons: 10
Coding region: 47-1786 (579 amino acids)
Biological process (GO): cilium assembly
Cellular component (GO): acrosomal vesicle; motile cilium
Source: RefSeq, a predicted model, not a curated record
CAAUACGGUAAUCAACUCUAUAAUUUUAACUUUGUACAGUAAUAACAUGUUUAAAGAAAACUCGAAUCACUUAUUAAGUGCAGAAAAUAGUUCAGAUUCUACUGACCUGACAAUUAAAAAUACUAAAUCUUCAUCAUACAACAUAAAUGAAGUUGGUAGAGAAGAUACCAAACCUCUAAAAACUUCAAAGAAACCCUUCUUAGGAGGAUAUAGAAAUAAAUUAACUGGUCAAAUUUUUCAUCAUGCCUUUACCCAGACUCGUCCAUCUCCAUGGAAAUAUGAGUUUGUUCUACGAUUUAAUCGUGAUGCACAGACAGUAGAAAUGAAAGACAAAUCUCAACAAACACCAAAAGAUGCAAGUACUCAAGUACAAGCUCGGAAUAUAUAUUUAAGCAUUGAAAAUGAUAAAAUUUUAGAAACAACAAAUAAUUAUAUUUAUGCUGAUGAAAUUAAAAAGGAAUAUUUAAAUAAGAUAAUAACAUUGCAAAAAUACAUUAGAAGUUGGUUAGCCUUUCGUGAAUUGUUAAGAAGAAAAAAGAAAGCUUUACUACAAAUUUUAUGGGAUAAAGAACAAAUUAAAAUUAAACGUAAAGAAGAUGCUGACUGGCUACAGAAUUUAGAGAAAAGAAAACUAAAUCCAAAAACUGCAGAUGAUUUUAGAUUAAUUUUCAGUGAUUUACAAAAGUGGCUGAAUUCAGAAACUAAAUCUAUUUCUGAAGUCCGGUCUGGUGCAGAUUGUAAAGCUGCUAUGUGGUUACUUGUAAAUUCAGAAGUGGCAAGAAUUGAAGAUGUCAAUAAGAAGAAAGAUAAGUUUGAACAUGAACAAUAUAUUCAGAGGAGAGAAAAGUUUCUUGAGAAGGCUGCUAAAUCAAAAAUGUGGAAAGCUUCAAAUGACACUGCACAAGUACAUACUGGUACAACAUUAAGAGCAACAUAUCUUCAUGACCUUUACCAGACUUUAUCUACGAAAUAUAUAUCAGUUCAAGAUCGUGUGGAUGCUUUAAAAAAUUUAAAAGCAAUUCUAAAGCCAUAUCAUUCUAAACUAACUGAUAAUUUGAUACAACUGGCAAAUCGAGAAAUUGACUUGCAUAUCAGAGGAAUAAAAAAUGUUCAUCUAGAAGGUUUACAAAACAGGAUUCGCAACCUAUUCUGGCAGUUUGCUAAGAAACCAGUAUAUAAUCCAGAAAUGCAGUUACUUACUAAAAUGAAGAAAGAUGAUACAUCUUCUCCUUAUAUUAUGUGCUGUUCUGCUUGCAAAAGCUUUUAUAUUUUACCAAUCAAUUCGACUGAUGAGAUUCUUGGGAAAAGUGUUAUAGAAAAUUAUUUCACAAAAUGCAAGAAAUGUUUGAAUAUUGAAAAUGAAGCUUGGAUUAGAAAAGAUCUAGAACUUUACAAAAGAAUAUUAAGAAUACUGAUAUCUGAGGAAGAGAAAAAAUCUUCAAAAUCAAGUAUAAUAUAUAUUCUGCGGCCGAGUGAUAUAGGAUACCUCGUAGAAAAAAUAUGGAAACAUCAAAGCUGUUUAAGCUGUUCAAAAAAUGACUUGGAAUUAGAGUUAACACGCUUUAACAUGGAUAAGAAUUGGACACCUUGGAAUUGUCUACUUGUUACAAGGCAAGAGGCAAAUGUUCUAUCGAAGAUUCCCGAAUCAGAACCAAAAUAUGAUAAGAAAUUCAAGAUGUGUGUGUCUCAGAAGCAUGCAGAAGCAAGAAAAUAUUUUGCUACCAUUCCAAGAUUUUUACCAUAUCUUGUAGAAGAUAGUGAUGCAUCUUUGAAAACGAAUAUUUAA